Molecule: messenger RNA, 3613 nt
Organism: Zeugodacus cucurbitae (melon fly)
Lineage: Eukaryota; Metazoa; Arthropoda; Insecta; Diptera; Tephritidae
Gene: dgo
Exons: 4
Coding region: 336-3404 (1022 amino acids)
Molecular function (GO): protein binding
Source: RefSeq, a predicted model, not a curated record
UUAUAAAUACUUUUAACAGGGUUGCCAACAAGCACUAAAACUUCAUUCAUAUUCACUUCCAACUGGACCCAUAUGUUUUUUAACCGUCGCGAACGCGCUCUAAGCCAAGUUUGAGUUGGCUUUAAACCGGUUUAUGGCCCAACAGCUAUGGAUUUGAGUAAUUUCCUCCACAGCAGCGAACAGUUAACGUGAAGACAUUGAACGAAAUGAAUGUGGUGAACGGUGUUGGAAGUACUUUAUUGCCGUUUUCGCGCUCGUAGACACACACAAAUAUUUAUUAUACUGGAGUUGUGCAUACCACAUGAAAUAUCAACUGCUUGAGAUCAGAGUACACUAUGCUGCCAAAUACGAUUAGUCAGGACCGCGGUAAAGAUUGGACCAGCCUGCACGAGGCUGCCGCCAAUGGCAAUGAGGAAAUGCUACAGACGCUGCUCGCUGGCAAUGCAGAUACUAGCGCUAAGGAGACCAAAUUAGGUAAUACACCACUGCAUGAAGCGGCGUCUCGCGGUUUCAGUCGCGCGGUAAAGUUGCUCUGCGCACCCAAACCCAAUGUGAAACCGCCUGCGAAGAGUAAGAAGAAGGAGGAAACAGCGAAACAAAGUCGAGGCGGCACAACACAAAAUGCAACGCUGGGCCUACAGAACUUUGCCGGUUUUACCGCGCUACAUUUGGCGGCACAGAAUGGACAUAAUCAAAGUUGUAGAGAAUUGUUAAUGGCUGGCGCCAAUCCGGAUAUUGAGAAUUAUUAUGGCGACUCAGCGCUGCACACGGCCUGCCGUUAUGGACACGCAGGCGCCGCACGCAUACUGCUCUCCGCCUUUUGCGACGUCAAUAAGAAGAAUCUGAAUGGUGACACGCCUUUGCAUAUAACCAGCGCUAUGGGUAGGCACAAAUUGUCGCGCAUAUUGCUGGAGGCCGAAAGUGAAAUCAAUAUACGCAAUUCACAAGGCGAAACGCCGCGCGACAUAGCAAUACGUAAGGGUUUCGGCAAAAUAUUGGACAUCUUAGAUAAUCCGCAUCGCAUACGCAAUAAGAAAGGCAAACCGACAACGGGUGAGGAGGAUAAAACGAAAGCUGCACCAUGCACGUCGAAAACGCAUGCGAAUGAGGUCAGUUGGUCGCCAUACGGCUGUCAUUACUUUCCUGAUAUGCGUGCAUUUCCAUCCCCUAAAUUGGAGACAUUACCCAAAGAGCCACUGAAGCGCGGCGAACAAUACUAUUUAGAUCUCGCCGGACAUAUACGCAAGGGGCCGAUCGGUAUUGGUAAUAUCUGUUACUGCGGUCCAUUCUUCAAGCACAUCGAGGAUAAAAUCAACUCAAAUAAGCGACACCUGCGCAAGUACGUACACAAUGCCAAGGAACAUUUGGACGAUAAGGUGCAAGCGUUGGCGGCGCGUACAAAUCAUCAAAUUGAGAAGUUGACGCGCACCAUGAUCGCCGAUCGUGUGGAAUGUCAAACACGACGUUUAUAUUUGGAGAACUAUUUGAAACGUGGCGAUCCCUUACGUUUAACGGCGGACGUUACGACGCGUGGACGGGAGGCGCGUGAAAUAUGCGACACUUUGAAACGCUGUCGUAGUCUUGAGUUUCUGGAGAAAGUCGACAUGUCGGAGGGUAAGAUGGCGAAUGCGCGCAGUUACGAUCUGCUCGAUGCAAAUACGAAUGCGCCGGCAGUAGUUGUAGAAGACUGCCUGGAUGAAGCGUUAUCUUGUGCACACUCGACUGAGAUACAGAACCCUUUGAGCGAAGACUCGAACAAUGAGUUUUAUGAUGUUUCGAAACGUUUGGGCAGUUUACUGGCUAAGACGAGCACAUUCCUAACAGUUGCCGCACAAAUAGAACCAAAUUCACAGACCAAAACAGCAGCAGAAGCAUUGGAAAUAGACGCAGAUGAUGGUGGUUUAUGCGCGCGUGUGCAGAAUAUGCAUUUGAGUCCAUCGAAUAGUGAAGCUUCGAACAUUACACCGGCACAGUUGAGCUCCGAAACUGGUGCGAUAUCGAGCCCCGAUUACAAUUGUAAUUUCCGUACGCCGCAUAGCGCGGCGAAACGUAAAGCUUUUGCGGCAGCGACGGAAGAAGCAACAACGACAGCAUCAUCAUCGAUGCCAUCGCCAGCUGAACGAACACAAUACAGAGAUAAACCGAUUACCAACUACGGUAAUGAACAACAGCUCGAGUACUUGUACAACAUACAGAAGCGCGGCAGCGUCAUACAGAAUGUGAUAAGCGCAUUGCGCAAAAAUCAUCAAAGAGCCGAUGAUAGUUUGGUGUUGGCAAAGACACGCAACGAAUCAGAGUACACUCAAGAAGAUAAGCUGGGCUAUAAAGAUGAACUCUUUCAGGUGCAACGUACGGCUGAGAGUGAGAGCAAAGAGGCGGCGAUGUUGAAAGAGGUUGGCUUACCUUUGGAAAAUUUGAGCGGCAGAGAGUCGCGCAAUCUAGUGAGAACGCAUGCGUUUGUUAUGAAAAAUCGCGAUUUCAACGAAAUGCAACGCUUGUCGGCGCAAGUUGGUGAGUUCACGAUACCGACAUAUGUGGAACAAGAUGCGCGCUAUCAGGAUUCCUCCUACACGGAAAGUCAUCCGGGCGAAGACUGCUUGGACUCGUUAGAAAGCUUACCACAGCAAACGCCGCAGCAAUUUAUAAGCGCAAAUAAUGCGCCAUUAUAUGCGCAACAGAUCUUCGACAAAGUCGGUGUGGCGCACGGCUCGACACCCUCACAUGCGACCGACUCACCAGAUUCGCAGAAUUAUGUCUUCCAGACAAAUUAUUGGCCGGAACGUUAUGUGCCGAAAGAUGCUUACUUUCACGACUUAUCACAACGCAAAUGCAGGGGUGCACAAAUAGGUGUUGCAACUACAACAGCUACAGCAACUUCAAACGACAAAACGACAACCGAAGAUGUUUCGGCAUACACGAACGCUUUGCCGAAGUUCAAUGUUGCUAACGCAGUUAAAAGUAUAGAGAAGCUUAAUGGUCAAGUGCUGGCGAAUACGUAUAUACGAGAUCCAACCGUUAGGAGUAGUCUUAAAGCGAAAUCCUAUGUGGUACCUGCGGUAGUAAAGGCAAAUCCGAAAAGUUGUACAACUUGUACAGACGCAAUUUGUAAUGGAAAUUGCACUUAUAAUGAACCGAUGAAUGUGAUUCCACAACCUCAGGUGCGACAGAUGACACACGAAGUGACACAAAAUGUGGCACAGUCAAUUGAGCCGGCUACUAUCGGUUUCACGGCAUCGCAAUCAGCGAGUUUGAAUGAAACUGGCAUUGUCACCACAGCAGCAGUUCACAAUGGCUUAGGCACCUACAACGCUUACAGUCAUGACGAAGCUGGUGGGCUCGCUGGCAAGACCAGCAGGCUGCCGGCAACGGGCUUCUACGCGAGUAAUGUUUCUAGUUUAGUCUGACAUUACUAUGUCUUCUAAAACUUUAGUGCUAAUGUAUAUAGUGUUUAAUUACUGUAAAUAUAGUAUAUAAGUUGAUAUGUAUAUAUGUGUGAUCCUAAGUUUUGUAUGUCCAAAUAUUUAAUUGUAGUACAGACAAAUUAUUGCUAAGCAUAUGAAAUAUAUUAAAUUAUAACCAGAAAAUGUAGAAAUCUUUUAUAAACCCACACAAG